AUGAGUGAAAAGAGGCGCAGUUUUCUGAGAGCUGCGGUGAACGAGCGACUGGCCAUGGCCGCAGAGGAUAUAUUUGUGCUGCUGGAGAGCACUAUAGUGGAGUAUGAGGAGGAGGUGUACCGCUCCAGAGAGGAGAACCAGAGGAACCGGGAGCUGCUGGACUCACUGCUGAGGCUCCAAGUGCUGGGUGUCCAGACUGGCAGUAGAUCAGACACGGAGCCCAGAGUGAAGCACGAAACCCCAGAGACUCCACAGGAACCAUCAGAACAGAGCUCACCAAACAUUAUUAUUAGUAAGGCAAUUUCACUCUGUGAUGGCAGCAAGAAAACUGUGCGUUUGGACAAAUCCAUCAAGUCUUCACUCUCAGGAACUGGACCUAGAGACAAAGGUAUCCAGACCAUCUUCACAGAACUCGGAGUGAAGCAGGAAACCCGAGAGACUCCACGUGUCAAAAAGGAGCCGCAAGAACAGAGCAUGGAGCAGGAGGAAAAGCAGCGCCCAGAGGGCAGCUCUGUGGAGGAGCAGCAGACAUCGUCUCCCAGACACAUUUACACUCAGAGACAGAAGAACAAAGAGUCACUGACAGUCAUCAAGACUGGGAAAAUCCAGGCUGCAGAUCUGCUGUAA
Molecule: messenger RNA, 627 nt
Organism: Knipowitschia caucasica
Lineage: Eukaryota; Metazoa; Chordata; Actinopteri; Gobiiformes; Gobiidae
Source: the annotation of a GenBank genome assembly